CCCAGAAGUGCCACCUGUCAGUGCCCAUCAAUGCCACAUGCCAGUGCCCAUCAGUGCCACCCAUCAGUGCCAGUCAGUGCCACCUAUCAAUGCCAAUCAGUGCCACCUAUCAGUGCCAGUCUGUGUCGCAUAUCAGUGCCAGUCAGUGUCGCCUAUCAGUGCCAGUCAGUGCCGCCUAUCAGUGCCAUAUAUCAGUGUCAUGUAUCAGUGUCAUGUAUCAGUGCUGCCUUUCAGUGCCCAUCAGUGAUGCCUGUCAAUGCCCAUCAGUGC
Molecule: messenger RNA, 270 nt
Organism: Staurois parvus
Lineage: Eukaryota; Metazoa; Chordata; Amphibia; Anura; Ranidae
Source: the annotation of a GenBank genome assembly